Penicilliopsis zonata CBS 506.65 is the source of this 359-nucleotide messenger RNA. RefSeq lists its product as hypothetical. The record is from RefSeq and is a predicted model, not a curated record. NCBI's taxonomy places the organism in Eukaryota, Fungi, Ascomycota, Eurotiomycetes, Eurotiales, Aspergillaceae. The annotation marks the transcript as partial. The transcript has 2 exons.
UCUUUCUAGAGAAAACCCAACCCAACCGCAGAUGGUGGUUGAAGAAGAACAAAAGUUCCUCCAGAAGCUACGAGACUACGAGAAAACCGCCAAACCAAAGUACCGAACCGGGAUCAAUGUGGAUGGAAUGCACACCCUCGCCAAGGUGUGGGAAGUCCUAGAUCAAGCGGUCGACAAUUAUGAGAAAGGAGACAAAGCUGGGGUUUGGAGUCGAGUCCGGCGAGCCUUUCGCGGGCUAGGGAACAAUGGGGAGGCAAUCCAGCAGUGGCUCGGACUGGUGCCCUCUGGGUCCAACUAUAUGUCCACUGUCUGUGGAGGCAUCAAGAUCAUCAUUGGAGCUGCCGAGAGAAUGAAGGACG